This is a messenger RNA of Lingula anatina, 4551 nucleotides long. RefSeq lists its product as uncharacterized. The record is from RefSeq and is a predicted model, not a curated record. Lineage: Eukaryota; Metazoa; Brachiopoda; Lingulata; Lingulida; Lingulidae.
GUGUGCCAGUAUUGCAUGCGUGCAGUACAAGUGGUACUAAACGUUUUAAUACGAUAACUGAACGGCUCCAGUGCAUGCGUGCACGGAAUAUCGCCAACUGAACUAUGGCUGUUGAGACAGUAAAAUGUUCAGACUUAACAUCCGCUAGGUUGUUGGACCUGAUAAUGUGCCUAGGUAUGACAAGGUACAAGUGGUACUAAACGUUUUAAUACGAUAACUGAACGGCUCCAGUGCAUGCGUGCACGGAAUAUCGCCAACUGAACUAUGGCUGUUGAGACAGUAAAAUGUUCAGACUUAACAUCCGCUAGGUUGUUGGACCUGAUAAUGUGCCUAGGUAUGACAAGGUACAAGUGGUACUAAACGUUUUAAUACGAUAACUGAACGGCUCCAGUGCAUGCGUGCACGGAAUAUCGCCAACUGAACUAUGGCUGUUGAGACAGUAAAAUGUUCAGACUUAACAUCCGCUAGGUUGUUGGACCUGAUAAUGUGCCUAGGUAUGACAAGGUACAAGUGGUACUAAACGUUUUAAUACGAUAACUGAACGGCUCCAGUGCAUGCGUGCACGGAAUAUCGCCAACUGAACUAUGGCUGUUGAGACAGUAAAAUGUUCAGACUUAACAUCCGCUAGGUUGUUGGACCUGAUAAUGUGCCUAGGUAUGACAAGGUACAAGUGGUACUAAACGUUUUAAUACGAUAACUGAACGGCUCCAGUGCAUGCGUGCACGGAAUAUCGCCAACUGAACUAUGGCUGUUGAGACAGUAAAAUGUUCAGACUUAACAUCCGCUAGGUUGUUGGACCUGAUAAUGUGCCUAGGUAUAGGGGUGGGCAAAUGACAAAAUUUUUUUAAAACAGGUGGAUUCUAUGGCCAUUUUGGCUGCUGAACACAAAUCUGACAAUAUUUUUUGCCAAAGAUAAAGAUUUAUAUUGGUAUCUGCUGUUUUUGUGAAAAAAGGCGGGAAAAUGGCUUUUUGGCCAUAUUUUCGCAGUAAAGUGCAUAAUAAUGAUGUGUAAUAUGUCUUUCCAUAUGUUUUGGGGGUUGCAGAGUUCAAAUAUCAGCAUAUUCAAGACAUUGGGAAUAUUGUUAGGGUGACAUCUUUAAAAAUAUGUUAUUUUAAGCAAAAAUAUACAGAAAAUGCAUGCUAAAAUAAAUGCAAAUAAUGGCCAUUAUGUACAUACUGAAUUCAUGGAUAACAGUUUGAUAUUGAAAACAAUGCUGAAAAUAACUGGAUGUGUACCAACUAAUGUUAUGCUGCAUAAUUGACCUUUUCCUUAGAACAGAUAAAACUUUAUUAAGUGGCAUUAAUCUCUAACAAUCUACUUUUGACAUUAGAAUAGUACUUUUACAUCGGUUGUGUAGUUUAAGAUUAUAUCACCAACACCAUGGAUGAAAGUAGACAAUUGCGCAAUAGCACAAAAAAGGAACUGUUUGGAGAAAGUUACAGAGAAAUCAAUGAGUUCAAAUCAACUGGCAAAUUACCAUCUGGGACCCAGGUCAUUGGUAGAAUGCUAGCACUUUGUAAAAAGCCAGCCAAGGGACAGAAGGCAAUGUCUCGUGAUACAAGCAGCAAGAUAGUUGCUAAUGAGCUUAGGCAAGAUGGGAUCUCAAAAAAUGUAUAUCCUAUGCAUGAAAGAUCUGUAGCAAGGAAAAUUAAAGCAGACUAUGAGCGGUUUAAUGACUUAAGAAAAAUGGAGCAGUGUAAGGAAAAGACGAGAACUGACGAAUGGUUUAAAAGUGCCAAUGAUUUCAAUGACAUGCUGACAAAACAUGCCUACAACAUUCGAACAAACGACCCAGCAUAUCAAAAGCAGCUUGAAGAUGAAUUUGGAGUUAAGAUGACUAAAGAGGAUGAAGCUUUCUAUGAGGAUAAUUGCUUUGGGUGUUACAAAGCUGUGUGCACGUCUACAGUUCCAAAACAUUGGAAGAAAAAACAGAAAAGGAAGCAUGAGCGAGAACAAUCAGCAGCAAACAAAAAAGCAGCAACAGUGAGCAGUUUGGAAGAGCAAAAAAGACUAGAUGAAUCAGAAAUGAGUGAAUUACUUAAUACUCAGAUAGAUAGUGGGGAAAUUGACCCACUUUUUACAGGACCUCAGAUGUCAAAUACAUCUCCCUUCCAAGAACGAAAACUUCGUUCAUCAAAAGACGACCCCAAUGUAAAAGAAACUGACAAAAAACAGGGCUCUCCGUUUCCGCAAAUUAAAAUACGCACUGGAAGGAGAAGUCUGAAUGAAAGUUUGAUGAGAUGUAUAGUACAGUGUCUUGCAGAGACAAGGAUGUCGCCUGAUGAAGUUGCCACAGUGGUCGUAAGAGUAGCUAAUAUGGUGUUUGGUCAGAAUUGGAAAAAACAAAACGAAAAAGAUGAUGAGAAUGAUGAAACUGAAAGUGACGAAGAAAGUGAGCCAACAGAAUCUUCACCUUCGGUACCAGGAGUCUGCUGCUUGUCUAAUGAUUUAACUUUUGUUUUCCCAAGUCGUAGAUCAAUUAUGCGAUACUUACAGGACGCAUCUUACCUAAGCCUAGAGUAUGUUGCUCAACAAAUCCUCAACAAAGAGGACAGCAUUGUCACAGUAGGUCUUGAUGAUACAACAAAGGCAGCUGGUCAUCGUCGUUAUGAUGUGAAAGCAGACCACAUCACCAUAGCAGGACCCUCAGGUAAAAGAACAACACUGACUACAGGGUACGUAGAAAAUGUGAGCCAUAGUGGUGAAGAUGGAGCUAAAGCUUAUGAAUUCAAACUCAAGUGCUUGGCCAUCCUUGCCAACUCCACAGUGGAUGAACUGAAAUCAGAGAUAGACUUCUGGAUGACAGACCGUGCUGCAGACUGUGAAGUGCUUCUUCAGACACUUGGAGUAGACCCAAGCAAAAUCUUAAAGUGCUGUGCUCAUAUUAUCUUGGGUAUAGAUCAUGCAAUAGAUAAAGUGUUCAAGAACACAGAACAGAAGAUUGGCAUACACCAGCUACUGGAGGUUUCCGCAGGUGAGAAGGUUUUCCUAUCCCCAGGAUCCUCAAUUCAUACACUAGGUCUUAUUGCUAUAUCCAAAUUACUAUCUCCUAGCCAUGCUCAGCACUCAGUGUCCUUAUACAAUGACUUUAAGUCUUGGAUGGCAGAUAACAAUAUUCCGUGCCAAGGAUUUAAAGGAUUUGAAGCCAACAGAUUUGGAAGAAUUGCAGAACUUGCUAAGGAGUACCUGUCAUGGCGUGAGUCCAUCCAAACUUUCUUUGAUGCAGUUGUGGACACCAAUAGCAACAAGCUUGUCCUCGCGGUCGCCACAUUCAUUCAGAAUGAAUGGUUCACAUGCUGUUCUGAGAUUUACACAAUGAUAGGACAUCUUAUUAUCUUCCCAAUGAUGGAACUUCUGGGCAUUGACAAGAUGGGCAAUCAGGAUACUGCAGACAGAACAUGGGCAGGAGUGAAGAGUUUCCUUGAGGGCAAACAAGUUGAGUUAGAGAAGAUUAUGUUAAAAAAGAGAGGAGAAGCAGAAUCUGGAAGAGAUAAACUUGUUGCUGCUGUGAUUGAAGAAGUUAUUGAUACAUUAAAGAACCAGAUGUCCAAGACUGAUUAUUUCAGAAGAUCAGAUGUUGACAGUGAUGAUGAUAUGAAGUAUGCUCCAUUGACGAACUUAGGGUGUGAGUCUGAAUUUUCAAAGCUAGACCACAGGAUUAAAGUUACUGGUGGAAGUUCUUCUGUUCAGACUCUUUCCAGAAAGAAUCUGCUUGCAAGUAGUGGUCUUCUGGUACAUUCUCAAUUUGAAAGCAAGAGUGCAGCAGAAAGGAAAGAAAGAUGGAAAUGGGCUCGCUGUUCUGAAGAGGUGAAAGCAGUGCAAAAACUAGAAACAGACUUUCUUGCAACUGUUGAAUCUGCAAAGAAACUAGCACUACACAAGAAGGAGGAACUCAAGAAGAAAAAAGCUUGUAAAACUCUUGCAGUUUUGGAGAGAUGUAAAGACCAUAAUGGCCCACUGACUGUUAAAAGCCUAGACUUAUUACCAAGUCUCACGGAAAAACAACUCUUAGAUGAAAUAAAUUAUCUGCGGCUCACAGUGGCUCCAGACAUACGUCAGAAGAGGCGUGUUAAAGCAGCAGAUGGCAAGUUUAGAAUGGAAAAAUUCACUGUAGAGGAACUGAAAGCAUCAAUAAAAAAUGCACUGAAACCAGAAGCCACUGUAAAUGAAGACAUUAAUGCUUUGCUACUGAGUGUACAACUGUAAACAUUCAUGUAUGUAAAUAACAAUAUGACUACUCUAUAAAACAAGAUUGUACAGUUUCAUGUGAACCAUUGACCAUAUUUGUUUUUUUUUAUUGUUUUCCCCAUCUUAAAAGCCACAGUUGCAUAAACAUUUGAAUUUUCGUAUACAAAAAUGGUCGUUUAGGGGUGUUUUUUACCUCAAAAUGACCAAAAAUCCUCUUUUUAACACAAAAUAAAAUGACUCAGCAAAACCUAUUCAUCUAUUUUGUGCUUGUUGAUCAUAAAAUCAUAUGGUUAGACAUAUUACAAGCCAUAUUUGAACCGAUAUUUAGAGAUUUACAUGAGAAAUAUGUGAUUUGAGGGAGC